UCUCAUAGGGUUUGUUGUGCGCCAUCUCCUGGGCUCCUCGGCCGCGGGCCUUAACGACCGGAAUUCGUGGAGACGCGGGUUCGGUUGAGCCCUCGGCCAUCCAUGGCUCCUCUCACGCCGCAGCUGCUCCUGCAACGUGGGCGACCCAAGACCAACAGGCUGGGGAAGAUUAAGAGUUUGAAUCUGUCAGGAUUGGAGCUGCUCUCAGAGCACUUGGAUCCUAAUCUCCUGGGACGCCUGAAGCGGCUGAAGGAACUUGACCUCUCUAACAACUUGCUGGAGACGCUGCCUGCUAACCUGGGCCUGUCCCAUCUGCGCAUCCUUCGCUGUACCAACAACCAGCUAGGGGAUGUCACUACCUUGCACCAGUUCCCGGAACUUGAGGAGCUCAGUCUGGAAGGCAACCCCUUCCUGACGGUCAGUGACAACCUCAAAGUCUCCUUUCUCCUUCCCAAGCUACGUAAAGUCAAUGGCAAGGACACAGCUUCCACCUGCUCACAGGUGGAAAGCCUAGAUCAGGAGCUGACCAGAAGGGUCACAGCUCACUGGCAGGAGUUCCAAGCCACUGUGAGCCCUGAAGAGAAAGCUGACAAAGUGCGGGCUGACUUCUUGAGGGCUGCAGUCAGGGAUGUGCGUUACGGCCCCGAGUCUAUCAUGGAGUUCACGCAGUGGCGGGUGCGGAUGAUUGCUGAAGAGCUGGUGGCCUCAGGUGGGACUCAGGUGCAAGAUGCUAAGGUACCAGUGGGGCGUCCCCAGACUGCAGGGGCCUCCAUGCUCAGGGCCAGAAAGGUGGCUUCAAAACGGCCAGGUAAUGACCCAGUCAACCUCCCUCCCAGCAAGCAAGUGUGUGUCUUGCCACCAGCCCAGACUGAGGACAGUCCUGUGGACGCCAGUGGAGGCCAGGCUGCCCUACACCUGGAGCCCCUGCACUUCCUACAGUGUCAUAGCAGAAACAACAGCCCCAAGGACCUGGAGACCCAGCUGUGGGCCUGUGCCUUUGAGCCAGCCCGGGAGGAGGGAGACUCCCGGGCCACAUCCCAGACCGUGGCCACGUGUGGCGGAGAGGCUGUUUGCGUGAUAGACUGCCAGACAGGCCUCGUACUCCAUAAAUACAAGGUACCAGGCGAGGAGUUCUUCUCAGUGGCCUGGACAGCCCUCACGGUGGUCACCCAGGCGGGCCACAAGAAGCGCUGGCACAUGCUGGCAGCCGCAGGCCUUCGGGGCAUGGUCCGGCUACUCCAUGUGCGUGCAGGCUUCUGCUGCAGUGUCAUCCGGGCCCAUAAGAAGGCCAUUGCCACCCUCUGCUUCAGCCCCACCCGUGAGACUCACCUCUUCACUGCCUCCUACGACAAACGGAUCGUCCUCUGGGACAUCGGGGUGCCCGACCACGAUUACAGGUUCCAGGCUAGCCAGCUCCUCACGCUCACCUGUGGUUCUGUCCCCUUGCGUCUCUGUCCUGUGGCCACCUGCCCAGAUGACUUCCUGCUGGCUGGCUGUGAGGGGGGCUGCUGCUGCUGGGAUGUGCGGCUAGACCAGCCCCAGAAGCAAAGGGUGUGUGAGGUGGACUUUGUCUUCUCUGAGGACUCCAAGGUGUCGGGACAAAGAGUGGAUGGGCUGGCAUUUGUGAAUGAAGAUGUGGUGGCCUCCAAAGGGAGUGGCCAGGGCACCAUCUACCUGUGGAGCUGGAGCCAGACGUGGGCAGGCCGGGGCGGCCAGUCUGUGUUGCCUGUCGUCAUCCUGGCCCGGCUGCAGUGGUCACCCACCAGCCUGGCCUACUUCUCACUCAGCACCUGUCCUGAAAAAAACCUCGUGCUGUGUGGGGACGAGGAGGGCAGUGUGUGGAUCUAUGAUGUUGAACACCUACUGAAGCAGCCACUUCCACCGGCGACAACUCUGCAGCCCCCAACACAGAUCCUGAAGUGGCCUCAGCCAACGGCAUUGGGCCAACCAGUGACCAAGACCAUGGUAAACACAGCCGUGGCCAACGCAGCCUGUACCUACCUCACUGCUCUGACGGACUCCAACAUCGUGUCCAUCUGGAGGAGAUGCUAGACGCCUGCACAAGGCAGUGUCAGGACAUGGCUUGUUAGCUUGGGGCUAGCGGGAGAGGGUUUGUACCAGGGAGUAUUUGUUAUUAAAUUCUCUAUUGUGGAGUGGAGGCCAGUGGGAAGGAAAUGAGUGUGCUCACACAGGCUCCGCUGGGGUUCCCACUCGGUUAACCAGCAGGCCCAGCAGCCCCAGGUUCUGCCCAACCUGUGGUUUGAGUCUGGGUGACAGGCCACCGGCAGCCAUCAAGUCUGACAGUCCACCUUCUGCCCUACUUUAUUAGGAAAAUAACAGUCUAUGUACAGAAUGGGACAGUGUCCUGUACCCAGCUAGAGAGCUGAAAGUGGCUGUUGCCAUCGCAGUGGGCUGAGAAGAGCCCUGAGGAUGUAUGUGCCAGCCUUACAGCCACUAAGCAACGCUGCUUUCAGCUGCUACUCAAUUCCUUCUUGCUUGUCCUUGAUGGCCACCUGAGGAAGACAAAGGCAGUGACUACACUGUAAUGACCCCAGCAUAUUGGGAUUGUGGGGCGAGCGGGCGCCAAGACUGCUGCAGUUCUCCCAAAUGCAGCGAGCACUCCAGAGAACAUGGCAAGGGGCAGACCAGUCUCCAGGUACCUCAGCAGGCUUCACCUGCCCUGUGGCAUCUGCUUGCUGAGGGCUGGGGAUGGAGCCAACUGGGACAUGCCCAUUGGGUGAAACCUCAAAAGUGGCUUACCUUACACUGAGGGCCCCUGAGCAAGAGCUGUUGUCAUCCCUACCCUGGGAAGAACGGCUAGGCUACUCGACAAGAGCCCAGAGUCUCUGGGACCUUAUGACCCAGAGCAGCCAGGCAAAGGGAGAGCUUCCCUCCCACCCCCCACCCCCAUGUACCCAAGGCCUUGACUGUGCUAGGUAAAUAUUGCACCACUAAGCUAUACCCCAGCCCCUCAUUGGGGAUUCUAAGUGUGCUGGGGUAGCUCUAACUCACAGCCACAGCAGCAGUGGUGCCCCCACCCCAACCCCUGGCCCCCAGCGCUCCUCACCCGGAAUCGCUCCUCCAGGAGGGAGAGCUCGCUGAUGAGGUCUGUGAUGGCGUUGGUGAAAGCCUCCUGGGGACUGUAGUCUGGGGUGGUCUGCACACGGAUGAUGAUCUUGUGCUCCAAGGGGUGUGGGACUUUGUAGCCAGCAAACAGCACCUGUGGGUCCUUCAACAGCUGGCUGAGAAACAGAGUUCACAGGGAGGCAGGUCAAACCUGGCAGGCUUGCUAACCAAUGUGGCCCCCCACCUGCAGUUGUGAAUAAGUGGGUGUGGUGCAGGUCUUCAUCCUGGCUCCUCAGAGACCUUAUAAGUUCAAGGCCAGCCUAGGCAGCUAACUGGGCCUGUUACAGCAACAGCUGAGGAGGUAGCUCAGUGGUGGAGUGCUUGCCCAACAUUCACGAGGCCUGGGGUUCUCUCCCAGAACUAGAAUAGGGACAAAUCAAGUUAAAGGGACCAAGACCAUAUGGGAACCUUGUAUCUACAAGGGUGAAGGAGCCUGGCUGGGAGCCAGUUUGUUUGGCACCUUUCAGAAGGGUGAGAGAGACCCCAUGACAGUGGCUGCAGGCUGCUCCUAAGCUGAGACAUACAAGGCCCUGUCCCCAGGCAGAGCAAGCAGGUACAACUGGCCCUGCCAAGCAUAUCUGAAGAGUUGUGGAAUUGGGGCUGGAGAUAGCUCAGCAGGUAAGAGGACUGGCUGCUCUUCCAGGACCCACAUAGUGGGUGGCUCACACCUAACUCCAGUCCCAGGGGAUCCAGCACCCCUUAAGGCAUCUUAGGACACCGUACAGUGCUCAGCCACUGUGUGCAGAAGUUGCACAGUGAUGGAGAACCUAUUGCUCUUGCAGAGAAUCUGAGCGAGUGGCUCACAGCUGCAUGUAACUGGCUCUGGGCUCCGACACCCUCUUUUGGCUGGUCAGACACUCAUACAAUAUAAACUUGGUUCUUUUAAGCUGCAGAUUGAGCUACAGAAAUGGCUUAGCAGUUAAGAGGUUCCUAGCACCCAUGUAGCAGCUAACAACCAUCUGACCCUCCAGCUCUGGAGGAUCUAGUACCUUCUGACCUUCAGACAUACAAAGGCUAAACAUUCAUUAAAAAGUUCUUUCUGGGUUGGGUAUUUAGCUCAGUGGUAGUGUGCUUGCCUAGCAAGCGCAAGGCCCUGGGUUCAGUUCUCAGCUCUAAAUAAAUAAAUAAAUAAAUAAAUAAAUAAA
Molecule: messenger RNA, 4271 nt
Organism: Grammomys surdaster
Lineage: Eukaryota; Metazoa; Chordata; Mammalia; Rodentia; Muridae
Gene: Lrwd1
Product: leucine rich repeats and WD repeat domain containing 1
Exons: 15
Coding region: 103-2052 (649 amino acids)
Biological process (GO): establishment of protein localization to chromatin; chromatin organization
Cellular component (GO): nuclear origin of replication recognition complex
Molecular function (GO): chromatin binding; protein binding
Source: RefSeq, a predicted model, not a curated record